Molecule: messenger RNA, 2910 nt
Organism: Paraphaeosphaeria sporulosa
Lineage: Eukaryota; Fungi; Ascomycota; Dothideomycetes; Pleosporales; Didymosphaeriaceae
Product: cysteine proteinase
Exons: 1
Coding region: 226-2535 (769 amino acids)
Biological process (GO): protein deubiquitination
Cellular component (GO): cytosol; nucleus
Molecular function (GO): cysteine-type deubiquitinase activity; cysteine-type endopeptidase activity
Source: RefSeq, a predicted model, not a curated record
CCACAAUCUGAGGCCCUGCUCCUAGCUUCUGCCUGCCGGUCAUCCAUGUCGUGGAAAAACCCCAGCACAUCGUGUUUGCUCCGCCCAUCGUUUGCACGUCGUCCCAAGGGCUGAAGAAUAGCCCGUCGCAACACAAGUUCAAGACAAGCGUGCACCCUCCCCACCCAACACAGACACUGCGCGCGACUCCUGCGCACCGGCGUAGACGACCAAUCCGGCACAGCGAUGGGAGAUUUCCUCGACGACGAUUCCGUAUUUCGUGCUUUCAACGACCGAAGGCUCAACGCGGACUCGCGGACACCGAGCUACGGGUCAGUGGGUUUGCUUGUUGCAGCGGGGCUGUACGCCUGCCUCAAGGCGCUGGAAUUGCUCGGAUACCCAGUGUGGUGGUGGUUCUACAUGGCACUCGAACGAGCAAAAGGCAUCGCCUCGCGCGACGCUUCUUCAGCAGACGCUCCGUCCACAGACGGCGACACGACGAUGCCGAACGGCGGAAGCAUACUCAGCAGGACCUUUGGGCUCAACGGCACCAGUCUGCUGCAAAAGGGCGUGCGCGGAGUCGCAGGUGCCUUGUCCAAAGGGCCCAGCGAAGUCCCUCCCGGCUUGGGCAACUGGGACAACUCGUGCUACCAGAACAGUGUCAUCCAGGGCAUGGCGUCGCUACCCUCGCUGCGCGCCUAUCUGGCCAAGGCAACCGCAGAGUACGGCAACCUGGACAUCGAAUCGACCAACGGCGCCUUGUUUGAUAUGGUCUCGAAGCUGAACGACCCGCGCCACCACGGCCAGAACUUCUGGAUCAAGGGCAAGCUCAAGAGCAUGAGCACCUUCCAGCAGCAAGACGCGCAAGAGUACUAUUCCAAGAUACUGGAUGCGCUAGAGAAGGAGGUGCAGCAAGAAGUGAAGAAGAGAAAGCCCAGUGACGCGUGGGCUGACGCUGCAAAGGUGGCUGCGAACGCGGCUGCGAAGAGCCAGGCGCAAAUCCCUGAGGAGGCUGUGAGCAGCGAUCAGUCGCCCAGCAGAGAGAUGGAUGAUGCGACACCAUCAGAGCAGCCCAAGAUUAUCCCCAACCCUCUGGACGGACUACUGGCUCAACGAGUGGGGUGCAUAAGAUGCGGUUACGUCGAGGGCCUCCAACUCAUCCCCUUCAACUGCAUCACCGUAUCGCUUGGCAGGAACAGCGCCUACGAUAUCCGCGAAUGCCUCGACGAUUACACUCACCUGGAGCAAAUCGAGGGUGUCGAGUGCGCAAAAUGUACUCUCCUCAAGAACAAAGCUGCACUUGCGCCAUUGGCGGAUCGUGCGCCGGCGUAUGCAGAGAGGCUUCAGGCCGUCGAGAAUGCGCUUGAAAACGAUGAUUUCGACGACAAGACAUUGGUUAAAAAUUUCAAGAUUCUCAAGAAGAACUGGACACAGAGUGUAAAGUCGCGCCAGGCGGUUAUUGCUCGUGCGCCCAAGGCGCUGGUGCUGCAUGUCAACCGGAGUAUCUUUGACGAGAUGACCGGUGCUAUGUACAAGAACUCAGCCAACGUCUCGUAUCCGAGAAAGUUUGACCUGGGUAAUUGGUGUCUCGGUAGCGAUCUGGCGGGAGGAGAGUGGCCGAGAGACCCGACCAAAUCAAUGCUCGGCGAUGCGAAGGCAGAGCCUACAACAGAUUCACCAUUUCAGUACCGACUGCGAGCGGCUGUCACGCAUUAUGGGAGCCAUGGAAAUGGACACUACGUCUGCUACCGGCCGCAUGCUCAGACGCCUGCCGUGGAGCGUGAUACAGAGCAAGAGGAAGUUGCUACCACUGGCGAGCAAUGGUGGCGUUUCAGCGAUGAAUCCGUCUAUCCCAUCUCUGAGGCACAGGCUCAUCAGGGCAAUAUCUUCAUGCUGUUCUACGAACGCAUAGAUGACGAGACCCCGAAUCGCGACAAUGUUAAAGAAGCAACCCGGUCCACCAUUGCGCUAGACAAUAAUAUUCCUCUGCCACCUGGUGGCAUUAAUCUAUCUCGGACGCUUGGUGAUGACGCUGCAGCGAUGAUCCCGCUACCAGACGACGAUGACUUACUCAACGACCAGACGGUUCACCCUACUGGUGAGGAGUUAGCUGCUCCUGGAGGCACGGCACCCCGCAUCGAGACGGGUGAUGGUGCCGGGAAUCUGGUCGUUUCACCAAAUGACUGCGGAGAACCAACCACUGUAGGCAGACCAUCCCCAGAAGUUUCUCAGUCUAUUGUCAAAGUUGCACAUGUAGCAGCGCCAGCCUCCACAACGAACAGAGUAAGAAUACCGACGUCGUCGAAUACGGAUGUUGCAUAUCCUACUCCACCACCCGAAUCACCAUCCGCAACAAUAUUCGACGACACUGAGACAUCGGAAGCAGGCUCUGACGAUGCGCCAUCUACAUUGCUCACUUCAGACGACGAACCGGACAUUUCUACAUCGAAGACAAACAUCAAACCACCUCGCAGUCCGCAUUUAAUGCGUACGGCUGGCGAGUCUCCCAACCGAGACGGCGGCAGUAGAACCAGCUUGCCCAUGGUCACUGCAUAGUCUGCAGCCGUAGCAAGCGGGUUUAUUUCUUAAUGGGGCAUGGAGCAAAAGCAGAAAAGUGAUACGCGACGUUGUGCCGCUCUCGGCAUCAUGGUAGGAGCUUAAGGGUUUUGGCGGUGGAAGACCGACAUGAGAUGUACGAAAUGGGUGGCUAUGGCGUUGAAAUCCUGUUGCCCUCAGGGUCAGGUGGGCGUUUGGGAUUGCUAUUGCUUGUUCAAUUAGAUGAGCUUCGCAUACGACUUGGACACUAUUGUGUUAUAGCUUCCGGGUGUUUUCUGGUGCAGUGAUCUGAAUAAAUCUUCGCCGUUUUGUAGCGAAGCCCCGUCAUGCCAGGCGUCUGGUGGCUUGUGUAUAAUUGAGUCACUUAUAGCAUGA